AUGAAUUUCUCACACCAUCACAGCAUGCAUUAUUCUCUGCACUUUCGAAACCAUAGUUAUGGGAUUUACUCUGGACACAAGGAGACUCAGAAUAAGGGCUAUUAUUAUUCUGUGGGGUGUUAUGAACAACUCUAUGUUUUACCCGAAGUAUUUGUAAUCCUUGGAAUCAUAAGCUUGCUGGAGAAUAUUUUUGUUAUAACCGCGAUAUGCAGAAACAAGAACUUGCAUUCUCCUAUGUAUCUGUUCAUCUGUAGUUUAGCAGUGGCUGACAUGCUCAUAAGUGUCUCCAAUGGCUUUGAGACUGUACUAAUCACGCUGUUUAAUACCAUUGAUAAGGAGGCACAUUAUUUAAUUUUGAAUAUUGAUAACACCUUGGAUUCAGUGAUCUGCAGUUCCUUGCUUGCUUCAAUUUGCAGCCUUCUAUCUAUUGCUGUAGACAGGUACUUUACUAUAUUCUAUGCACUCCACUAUCAUAAUAUAAUUACAGUGAGAAGAGCAGUGGCUAUAAUCGCUUGCAUCUGGAGUGCCUGUUCCAUCUCGGGUGCCUUGUUUAUUAUUUACUAUCACAGCAAUGUUGUAAUCAUAUGUCUUAUCAGCAUUAUCUUCACUAUGCUGGCACUCAUGGCUUCCCUCUAUGUUCACAUGUUCAUGCUGGCCAGACUGCAUUUGAAAAGGAUAGCAGUAUUGUCUGUGACCAACACAAUUCGACAAGGCACCAACAUGAAAGGGGCAAUUACAUUGACUAUUUUACUUGGAGUGUUUGUUGUGUGCUGGGCUCCAUUCUUCAUGCACCUUAUUUUUUACGUAUCUUGCCCACAGAACCCAUAUUGUGUCUGCUUCAUGUCACACUUCAAUAUAUAUCUUGUUCUUAUCAUGUGUAACUCUGUUAUUGAUCCACUUAUAUAUGCUCUACGUAGUCAAGAGCUGAGAAAAACCUUCAAGGAAAUGGUAUGUUGUUAUUCCAUGGGAGGAAACUGUGGAAUAACUACUACUUAUUAACGGCACAUCUCAUAGUGUCUCUGCAAUUGAUUUCUAUAUAAACUAUGUAAAUGUUUAUAUCAUUAAUGUCUGCUUAUUCAGAAACCACUUUGUACAAUGACUAAAUGCAAGGCAGAAAUAAAUGUUAACAUUGCAUAUUUCAAGUAAUAAAGCAUGCUGCUAGAAAGGGAUUGGGAUGUAUUACAUUUCAGUCAAUUAGCAAACUUAUUGUUAGUUUAAAAAUUACUCAACAAAAUGUU
Molecule: messenger RNA, 1238 nt
Organism: Spea bombifrons (plains spadefoot toad)
Lineage: Eukaryota; Metazoa; Chordata; Amphibia; Anura; Pelobatidae
Gene: MC4R
Product: melanocortin 4 receptor
Exons: 1
Coding region: 1-999 (332 amino acids)
Biological process (GO): G protein-coupled receptor signaling pathway
Cellular component (GO): membrane
Molecular function (GO): melanocyte-stimulating hormone receptor activity
Source: RefSeq, a predicted model, not a curated record